Molecule: messenger RNA, 1734 nt
Organism: Microsporum canis CBS 113480
Lineage: Eukaryota; Fungi; Ascomycota; Eurotiomycetes; Onygenales; Arthrodermataceae
Product: ESCRT-I component
Exons: 4
Coding region: 1-1734 (577 amino acids)
Biological process (GO): endosome to lysosome transport; protein modification process; protein transport
Cellular component (GO): ESCRT I complex
Molecular function (GO): ubiquitin binding
Source: RefSeq, a predicted model, not a curated record
AUGGCAGCAGUGCCACAGAAGACUCUAGAAUGGCUCUACCGAGUUCUGACCAGCAAUGCACACGAUUCAAACCAAGCAUACCGCGAUCCCAACCGGACGUAUAGCGAUACAGCUCAGCUUUUAGCCCAGUUCCCUUCAUUCUCUCCCCGGACAGAUGUCUACACAUAUGAAAACGGCGUAUCAGCUCUACUUCUACACUUGACAGGCACGUUGCCGGUGAAUUUUAGAGGAGCUGUAUACCGGUUCCCGAUUGCGAUAUGGAUUCCGAAUUUGUAUCCAGAUGCGUGCCCGAUGGUUUAUGUGACCCCAACACCAGAUAUGUUGGUGAGACCAGGCCAGCAUGUUAGCAGUGAUGGGAGGAUAUACCACCAUUAUCUUGCACACUGGGCUGAGGCUCGGGAUCGAUCUACGCUGGUUGACUUCCUUCUGAUAUUAAAGGACGUGUUUACGAAAGAACCACCUGUGAUAUCUAAAGAGGCUCCGAUCAGGAGACAACCACCGCCGGAAACGCAGAAUACUCCACCCGCAGUGCCUCCAUUGCCAGCUGAGCUAGCACGACCUUCACCAAGCGCUUCAUCGACGCCAGCAGCACAACCGCCAGCCCCUCCAAAGCUUCCUCCAAAACUAGGCGGAGAGAGGCCUCACCCUGCAGAAAUCCCAGUUGAGAAUGCCGCGCGCAAUGUACCACCACCCUUACCACCUCUCCCUGCAGAAUUACAGUCCGUCGUUUAUCAAGGAGAAAGCAGAGGGCCAGAGGGCCGAGGAAACCAGUAUCUACCCCAAAGAUCAAGCAGCCUAAGAAGAGAAGUCCCUCCCCUCUUCCAGCCUCCACCUCCAACUCACCCAAGUCAACACCAGGUCUACACCCUACAACACCAGGACCACAGACCGCCAAACCUUCAGGGUCCACCAGGGAGAUCUCCACCCCCUAUAUCCCAAUAUCAACACACUCAUCAGCCUCCAUAUCAUUCUCAGCCCCCUCAGCCCCAGCACGGCGGUCAUGCAGUACACCAUUCACAACAGCAGGCAGCCCAUCACCAGUAUGGCCCACCACAUACUCCCCAACCCGGGCUUCUACAACAUCCAACCGCAAAAUCUCCACCAAAGAAACCACAGACUCCCGACCUUCUUACCUCUCCAUUUGAUCUAGAACUACCUGCCCAACUACCCCCAUCCUCCCCACCUCCAAUUCCCCCAAAUCCGGAGAAAGAUGUGCUACUGCAGACACUUUCACGGACCUUAACUCAAACCCUCCACGCCAACAUCGAACAAGCAAAUUCUCGCAUAGAGCCCCUGAAUUCACAGUCAAAAGCACUACAUGACGCCAUUGCAACUCUCCGAGCUGAGAUCGCUGCGGUAAACGCGUUUCAUGCUAAUAUCCAGACAAAUACCCAAAUACUCCAGCAAUCUCUUCAUCGCGCUGACGGCGUUAUUGCAGAUGCCAAGUCACGCAUAUCAUCUUCAUCUGCGUCAUCAUCCUCUCAACAACCGGCUGGACUACCUGCUAUAGACGAGGUACUUGUUGCUCCAACGGUUGUAGGAAAGCAAAUAUACGAUCUUGUGACAGAUGAACGUGGUAUUCAACGAGCGAUAUAUGCUCUUCAGUCUGCACUCGUCAGAGGACGAGUUGGGGUAGAUGUAUGGGCCAAGUCGACGAGAAAUUUAGCCAGAGAAGCUUUUUUGAAGAAAGCCUUGAUUCGGAAAGCAUCUAAGGGGAUGGGCCUGGCUGUGUAG